Messenger RNA from Panthera uncia (snow leopard), 2274 nucleotides. RefSeq names its product histamine receptor H4 (gene HRH4). Gene Ontology annotation, cellular component: membrane. The transcript has 3 exons. The record is from RefSeq and is a predicted model, not a curated record. The coding region runs from base 19 to 1242 and encodes 407 amino acids. Gene Ontology annotation, biological process: positive regulation of cytosolic calcium ion concentration; inflammatory response; adenylate cyclase-activating adrenergic receptor signaling pathway. Lineage: Eukaryota; Metazoa; Chordata; Mammalia; Carnivora; Felidae. Gene Ontology annotation, molecular function: histamine receptor activity.
GCUCUACUAACUAGCUAGAUGAUGAGGGCCUCUUCAUUAUUUGAUGAGAUGUCAGCUUCUACUAAUAGCACAAUUGCUUUACUACCAAGCACUCACAUUUUUUUAGCAUUUUUAAUGUGCUUAGUAGCGUUUGCUAUAAUGCUAGGAAAUGCUGUGGUUAUUCUAGCUUUUGUGGUGGACCAAAAGCUUAGACAUCGAAGUAAUUACUUUUUCCUUAACUUGGCCAUUGCUGACUUCUUUGUUGGUAUGAUCUCCAUUCCUUUGUACAUCCCUCACACGCUGUAUGGUUGGAGCUCUGAAAGUAAACUCUGUGUGUUUUGGCUCAUUGUUGACUAUCUUUUGUGUACGACAUCUGUGUAUAACAUUGUACUCAUCAGCUACGAUCGAUACCAGUCAGUCUCAAAUGCUAUAUCUUACAGAACUCAACACAUUGGGAUCUUGAAGAUCGUAGCUCUGAUGGUGGCUGUCUGGGUUCUGGCCUUCUUAGUGCACGGGCCAAUAAUUCUAGUUUCAGAGUCUUGGAAUAAUUCCAGUGUCAGAGUCUCGGAGAAAAAGGACUGUGAACCUGGGUUCAUUUCCAAAUGGUACAUCCUCGCCAUCACUUCAUUCUUGGAAUUUGUGGUUCCAGUCUUGUCAGUGGCCUAUUUCAACAUAUACAUUUACUGGAGGCUGUGGAAGCGUGGUAAUCUCAGUCGGUGGCAAAGCCAGCCUGGACUCACUUCUCCUACCCCUCCCAAUAACUGUGGACGCUCACUCAGGGGUGGACUGUUUUCAAGAACAUCUCUUCCUGAACUGAAGGAAACAGCAACAUCUGUUCCUUCGAAGAGACACGGUAGAAAGAGCAGUCUCUUGUUUUCUCUAAGAGCCCAGACGAAUAGCAAUAUAAUUGCUUCCAAAAUGGCUUCCCUCUCCCAUUGUGAUUCCCUGUGUCUUCACCAAAGGGAACACAUUGAACUGCUCAGAGCCAGGAAAUUAGCCAAGUCACUGGCCAUUCUCUUAGGUGUUUUUGCCUUUUGCUGGGCUCCAUAUUCUCUGUUCACGAUCAUUCGUUCAUUUCUUUCACCAGAACAGCGUCCUCAAACAAUUUGGUAUGAAAUCACCUUUUGGCUUCAAUGGUUCAAUUCCCUUGUCAAUCCUUUUCUGUAUCCAUUAUGUCACAAGCAUUUCCAGAAGGCUUUCUUGAGAAUAUUUCAUGUGAAAAAGCAACCCAUACUAACACAAAAUCGGUCAAUGUCCUCUUAAAGAUGAUUUUAUCAUUUACAAAAAUUUUAGUCUUAAGCUCACAUACAUGAAUUUGAUCUGACAUUCAUUUUUCCCUUUCCACUAGGCAAGGCAAAAUGAGAAAAGUCCAUAAUAUUGUAACACUUGCAAACUUAAAAGAAAAAUCAGAAACUGGAAGUCAAGGGAAAAUAACCAGAAAUAGACAACAAUCUUUUUUGUAAACUCACAGCCACAAAUGCACUGUACUUUUCUUACUCAUUGCCUCUUCCUUGUCUUUUAGAUCUUUAUAUAACACUGAUUGCGAAAGUCAAGAGUUCUUGUUUUCUAUGUUCAGUGUUUGCUAUAGUGUUAAGUGAAUUUCCCUUUUAUUUUAUAGUGAUGAGAAAUUGUCAAGUUGUAAAGUCAUUUUUUCCUAAAGUAUACAAUAGAAGAGGGAGAUAUAUUGUCCUCUUCGCUGGAAGUGGGAAGGCAUGUUGGGAUUUGAGUUGUCAGGAGCAGGGAGCCAGGGUGUGCCCAGAUGGAAAGGUAGAAGGCACGUGUACUUCCAGGCUCUAUGCUACUGAUUCCAGAAAAGAAGAAAGUGUGGGGAGGGAAGAGCAGGUAACUGCGGUUCUCAGAGUUCCUCAGAGGGCCUGGCAAUCAUAGGAUAAGAGAGUAAGUGAGAGACAAGAUCACCAACUGGUUGAAAGAUGGCUUUCCUUUUGUCCUUCCUGCCCUCUUCUUCCAACUUCCACAUCAGCUAAAACAUCUGUGAGAAAAUAUGUAAGAGAAAGGCUAUGAGAUGGCAAAAGGACUCUAUGAUUAAACUUGAUGUAGCUGUUUAACAUUCUCAGAACUAAUAGAUGUCAAUAAUUAUUAAUAAAAUAUACUUCUGUAUUUAUUUGACGUCUUUAACGUGUGUGUAGUGCUAAGAGUGAUUUCUUUAUGUGCCAUUAGUGUAAGUUAUACCUUCCUGAUGAGUCACAUUUUCUUAGUCUGGUGAUGUUUUAUUUAUUUAUUUUUUGUUAUUAUUAAUUCUUCUUCCUCCUCCUCCUCCUCCACCUUUCCUCUUCC